AAGCCAACUUUAUAUAUUAAGAUUUUUAGAUUUAAUGUAUAUCAAAAUAUCCAAAAUAUAUAAGAUACUUUUUAUUUUUCUAAAUAUUUUAAAAUAUAUAUAAAUAGUCAAAAGUAAAUGUCUAAAAUCGCUAAACUAUACUCAAAACACCAAAAAUACUUAAACAAUCUAUCGAUUCUUUAUCCAAAUAUUCAAACCAAACUAAUUUAUAUGUUAAGUUUAGGUCUUUUGACAUUUGUUAUUCAAAUUUAUUUAUAAUAUAUUAUUUUAUUUAUAGAUUUUGAGAAAUUUAAAGUAUAUAAUGAUUUAAUCCGAACCCAACCCCAAAAGAUCCAAACCGAACUCAAAGCGAAAUUUAGAAAUACCCGAAUGAAAUUGAAAUUUUUGACCCCAAAAAUUCAAAACUCGAAUAGAUCCGAACCAAACCCAAGCAGAUAUCCGGAUGACCAUUACUAUUACAGACCUCUAAUAUAUAUUGUAAAAUGAAUUAUCGAAAGGUAAGAUGCACAAAUAUAAAGAACAUCCGCGCGUAGCGCGGACACAUCCCUAAUCUAUCUAUCUAAUACAAUAAAGUUAGGAAAUCUGCCUCUUUAGGCUAUCCACGACAUCUUUGGUGAGAGAGGCAAAUGGUGACAUCUGGCGUAACGAUAGUAGUCUGUGUGCUUCACGCGUUAUUGUGUGUGAUUUGUGGCCCACACAACAUUAAACCUUUCUCGCCCAUUACUGUUCAUCGUCUCUUUCCUUCCUGUCGACGCUGUUUGCUGACCUCUUCACCAACGCAAGAGAAACGGCUCACCCCUCCUUCAAGCCGGCAUUUAUUCUUAGCUUUUCCUGGUGUAAUCAACCCCUCUCUUUAAGAUUUCUACCAGCCUCUUCGUUUUCAUUGAAACCGCCGCACUCUCUUGCUAUAAAUAUGAGCCCUUUUACGAUCAUCAGUCUUUCUCACACCAAUUUCCAAACAAAGCAAAUUUCGAUCAAGCGAUUGCGAUGGCCAAUUCAUACACUGUUCUUGCUAACCUCAGAGCCGGGCGAUGCUCUAACACGGCCGAGGUCCGCCUGUUGCGUUUCUGGGAUGCGAAGAACAUCAAAGGGGGGAAACUGAUCAGUUUGGAGAUGUUGUUGAUUGACGAAGAAUCAACGCUGGUUCAAGGGACUGUUCCUGCCGCAUUGAGCUUAACCUUCAGGGAGCGCUUGUCUGAAGGUUCGAUUUACACCUUAAGCGGGUUUGAUGUAACACGGAGCAGUCCCAAAUACAGGUUAUCUGAUGGGCCCAUAGCCAUUCGUUUCAACGAGGGCACUGCUUUUGAAAAGUUACCAACCACCACGAAGGUAUUACCAACCGAACACUUUCGCUUCCAACCAUAUGACCACAUACUCGAGCUCGCAAACACUGGGAAGCAGCUCCCUGACGUUAUGGGAGAGCUGCGUGCAAUUAGGAGCACCAUAACAGACAGUUUACCUGGGCCACCUCGAGUUAUGCUCACUUUGCGUAUGGAGGGGGAUGUGAAUGUUGUUGUGAGUGUGUUUGAUUCCCUGGCUUUUGCCUUCCACAGCAAGCUUGAUGGUUACGGGAGAAAGCCUAGGAUUGUCCUUGUCACUGGCAUCAAUCCUAAGAUCUUCUCGGGGAAACUUUAUCUGAAUGGCACUUCUGCCACCCGUGUAUUCUUUGACUGUGAGAUUGCCGUAGGAAAGAUAGCGUUUGAAAGGCAAGAUUUUAAGUUAGUAAUUUGACUUCCUAUAUUGUCUGUGCAGUUUAAUACUGUUUGAUAUCUUUCAUCUAAUUACCAAACAGAUUGACGGGUGGUGGGAUAGACCAAGGAGAGCCUUCAUCAAAGGUGGUCCGCGCUCAAAAAAUAGAAUCAACCACCCUCGCUGAGCUUAACCAGUUUGUUCUCACCGGUGAUCCUCAGACUAUCGAAUUCCUUUGUACAGCUAAAAUAACUGAGGUUCAGCUAGCGGAGGGCUGGUGUUACAUUGGCUGCGCUACCUGUUCUAAGAAACUCAUACGAGAGGAGUCUUCUUUUACCUGUGGCCCAUGCAAUCAGACUAAUGCUGUCGCUGAGUUGAAGUACCGGGUUGUGUUCUCUGUGUCAGAUAAAUGUGAUAACGUCUUUUACCGGCUUUGACGAAGAGAUUAGGAAACUAACUCAUGUUCUAGCCUCUGAGGCUGCGCAGAUUGUGGUGAGAGCGGUGGCUCAUCAAUUUCUUUGCCCAUGGGUACUUGGACAUACACAAACUGAUCUAAUGAUUUGAACCAUUCGCAGGGGAUUGGUGUUAAUGCUCAAGUUGACACAGAGCUCCCUCGAUCGCUUGCUCCUGUUGUUGGAAACACUUAUACUUUUCAGCUAAAGUUGAAGGACUUCAACUUCACUCCAAACCACCAGACCUUUACUAUUUCCUGCAUAUAUCUUGCCCCAGAGCUUGCACCCACCCCAACAUUUGUUGAAGUUGAUGACAAUGCUGCACCAGAGCUUGAAGGAUCCGCCGUAGUUGGAGAUGCUUCUCCAGGCGCACUGAAAAGCACUAUUGCAGAGCAUUCCAGCUCUUCUGGUGGUCCACUUGAGGGUCGUGAGCCAGCAGAUGAGGAAGCUACUGGUCUGAAAGAGAGUGCCAGAAAGAAGGCACGUGUGGAAUGAGUCCUACCUUGAAGCAGAGCCACCACUUUUCCUCUCUAUCGUUGACGUUUUAGGAUUUUCACAUUUCUUUCUAUUUUGAGAAUUUACUGUCUUUUUGUUUUAAACAAAACUCUCUGACGGUGUGGUUGGUUUCUGUAUUGACCAUAUUUUAUUUCUUGCCAUUUAAUUACGUUUCCAAAUCAUUCUAAAUUAGCCAUAAAUCUCAAGCCCAAAAGCUUUGAUUAUGCCUAAUAUUUAAACUGAUUUAUUCUAAAUACA
Molecule: messenger RNA, 2894 nt
Organism: Raphanus sativus (radish)
Lineage: Eukaryota; Viridiplantae; Streptophyta; Magnoliopsida; Brassicales; Brassicaceae
Exons: 8
Coding region: 988-1731 (247 amino acids)
Source: RefSeq, a predicted model, not a curated record